This is a messenger RNA of Plectropomus leopardus (leopard coralgrouper), 4355 nucleotides long. It is a transcript of the gene arhgap42a, whose product is annotated as Rho GTPase activating protein 42a. Gene Ontology annotation, cellular component: cytoplasm. Lineage: Eukaryota; Metazoa; Chordata; Actinopteri; Perciformes; Serranidae. Gene Ontology annotation, biological process: signal transduction. The record is from RefSeq and is a predicted model, not a curated record. Gene Ontology annotation, molecular function: protein binding; GTPase activator activity.
UGUAGACGGAGUUAGCAACACAGUCUCCGCCGACCGCUCUGAGAGUCCAACAUUAGGCUUUACUGCUCUUUCCUCCGCGACUGGUGGUGUUUUCUUUAUAAACUAAACGGCAAAUAACAAGUAAAGCGACGUAUUAAUUUAAAUGUUGAUUUUAAAAGGUGAGGAGGGCAGAGUAGGGCUCGUCGUGUAGCUUAGCCAAACUCUCUCUGCCAGAGACUCUGCUGUGUUUCAGUGUCCGGAAGUUGUGAGGGGAAAAAACUAAGAAAGGCAUGAAAAAAAGGAGCUGGAAGAAACUGCGGUCCAAUUUUCUCCGAGCCCAUUGAAACACUGGUUUCUUCAGUAAAUCUUCCUGAGUGGACGGUCUUGGUUUAUUCAUCUUAUAAGUGUGCGCUGAUUUAUCGAUGGGUCUGCCGACGCUGGAGUUUAGUGAUUCUUUCCUGGACAGUCCGGAGUUCAGAGAGCGACUGCAGUGCCAUGAGAUAGAGCUGGAGCGCACCAACAGGUUUAUAAAAGACCUCAUCAAAGAUGGAAACAUGCUCGUAUCUGCGCUCAGAAGUCUUUCUCUUGCUGUUCAACGGUUCUCUCAGUCUCUGCAGGAUUUCCAGUUUGAAUGUAUUGGAGACGCUGAGACUGAUGAUGAAAUCAGUAUAGCUCAAUCCUUAAAGGAGUUCUCUCAGCUCUUGAGCACCAUGGAAGAGGAGAGAAAACGACUGAUCCAGAACGCUGAUGACGUGUUGAUCUCACCACUUGAGAGGUUUCGUAAGGAGCAGAUUGGAGCUGUAAAGGAGGGAAAGAAGCAGUUUGACAAAGAGACAGAGAGAUACUACUCUGUUCUGGAGAAACACCUCAGCCUGUCUUCCAAAAAGAAGGAGUCACAGCUUCACGAGGCUGAUUCACAGAUGAGUAAGGACAGGCAGGUAUUUUAUGAUGCUUCGCUGCAGUAUGUCUUCAAGAUCCAAGAAGUGCAGGAGAGAAAGAAGUUUGAAUUUGUGGAGCCGUUACUAGCCUUCCUGCAGGGUUUGUUUACAUUCUACCAUGAGGGCUACGAGCUGGCCAGUGAGUUUGAACCCUACAAACAACAGCUUCAGUUCAACCUGCAGAACGCUCGCAAUAACUUUGAGAGUACACGUGCUGAGGUUGAGAGGCUGAUGAAGAGGAUCCGGUCUGCAGAAGAGGACUUCAAAGCCCCCAGCUGCUUUACCAUGGAGGGAUAUCUGUAUAUACAAGAGAAACGUCCACUGGGCAGUGUGUGGACCAGAUACUACUGUACAUAUGAAAAAAGCUCCAAGCUGUUCACCAUGAGCAACACAGAGGCCAGACCGGCCAGCAGACAGAACGGCGUGGUGAAUGGUACGCCUGAGAUGUUCAAGCUGCGUUCAUGUGUCAGAAGGAAGACGGAUUCAAUUGACAAGCGCUUUUGCUUCGACAUCGAGGUGGUGGAGAGACAUGGCGUCAUCACCCUGCAGGCGCUUUCUGAGGCCAAUAGGCAGCAGUGGAUGGAGGCAAUGGAUGGAAAAGAACCUAUUUACACUUUGCCGUCCUUGCUCAGCAAAAAGGAGGAGACGUUUCUCAAUGAGGCAGGCUUCAAGUUUGUUAAGAGGUGUAUAGAGCUGGUUGAAACAAGAGGUAUUACCACCCUGGGGCUGUACAGGACCGGAGGAGUCAACUCCAAAGUGCAGCGGUUGAUGACCAGUGUGUUUGCAUCCACAGCUCCUGCUGACAUGCAGCUGGAUGCUGACGCCUGGGACAACAAGACCAUCACCAGUGGUCUCAAGAAUUAUUUCAGGUGUCUGGCGGAACCGGUACUGACCUACAGACUGCAUAAAGAAUUCAUCAAGGCUGCAAAGUAUGAUGACCAGAAGUAUAGAGUGAGAGCGAUUCAUGCUCUUGUCCAUAAACUACCAGAGAAAAACAGAGCAAUGUUGGACAUCCUAACUGACCACCUCCUCAAGGUGUCCUCUCACAGUGACCAGAACCAGAUGACUGUGUCCAACCUGGGAAUGAUUUUCGGCCCCACGUUGAUGAGGUCACAGGAAGAGACGGUGGCCGCCAUGAUGAACAUCAAGUUUCAGAACAUCGUGGUGGAGAUUAUCAUUGAAAACCACCACAAGAUUUUUGGUGAGGCCCCCGACCUGUCGCUGCCGUUACCUCAGGCUCCGUCCUCCCGAUCAACUCCUCGGAGGAACAAGGCUAUCUGCCUGUCGUCUGGAAAGAGGAGGGCCCGUCUUUACCCUCCGACUCUCUGCCUGGCAGACAACGACAGUGACACUUUCAGCAGCAGCCCCAGCACGACUCCUAUGGGCAGCCAGGAGUCUCUGUCUUCACACUCCUCUGAGAAAAACGGAUUGUCUCAGACCUCUCCUCCGUCAUCUCCUGCUGCAGAGUCCGGCUCGUCCUCCACAGCGCAGGUGUCUCCUGUUGUAGCUUCCUCCUGCUCCCUGUCCCACAACGCCUCAAACGUGAUGGAUCAGAAACCCUUGACAGACAGCACCGCGUCCCCCCACCUUACGCCUCUCUCUUCCUGGACUUCCUCCCAGCUCACUCCGGCUCAGCAGACUUCCUCUGUGUCCUCCUCCACGUCCUCUUUACUCUCCACUGAGAGGAGUGUGUCUGUCAAAGGAAACUCGUCUGCCUCAUUAUCAUCUGUAAAAGAGUCACGAUCUCCCUCCGUAGCCUCCACAUCCACUGCCUCCAUCCAGCAGUCCUCUGUGGAGUGCGCCUCCUCUCUCAGGGAGGGCCGACCUGUUCCGAGAGUGUCGUCUGUCUCCUCUUUGAAGAGCACUCAUUCAGUGGAUCAAAGAAAUGCACCCGAGGCCUCCUCCACUGUCAAAGAAACCAAAUUGGCGGACUCUACCUCUCCUCCUCGUCAGCACAGAAAAACUUAUAGGACUGCCUCCUCCUCCUCUUCCUCCUCCUCGUCAUUAUUCCCCUACCGGCUUUCUGCAUCUUCCUCUCUCACCUCCCUACACAUCUCUGAGGAUUACAAAAGCUGUCAUGGAUCAGUACAGAGUCUCAUGUCACUGGACCCACAGGAAGCAACACUCAAACGUAAACCUGCACACGUCCGCUGUGGCUCCGAUCUGACUGCAAAACACUCUGCAGCCGCCACAUCCAGUAACGGUUACCAGAGGCCUGCGUCAGUAUUAUCAGUCAGACUACCGCAGCGUGACAGUUCAGUAUUCUCCUCAGCAUUAGACAUAUGCUCCUCAGGAAGGGAGGCAAAAGCUCUUUACUCCUGUGAGGCAGAACACAGCCACGAGCUCAGUUUUCCACAGGGGGCGCUCUUCUCAAAUGUGUACCCGUCUGUGGAACCAGGCUGGCUUCAGGCAACAUACAACGGCAGAACAGGCCUCAUACCUGAAAACUACAUCACAUACAUGUGACAGACCCGAUGAUGUCGUCACCACAUCAGCAAAAUAACACAAAAAUCUAACGUAGACUUUAGGGAGCUACAGUACAUGCAGUAAUCCUCUGUGCUGCUGAUCAAAGAUAUAAUAUAUUCAUCAUGUAACUGUGACUGUUAUCACUGAACUACUGGGGCUGGAUAUGAAUGAUGUAUGUACUGUAUGUAUAUCUGACUACUAUAUGUAAACCAUGUUAUUAACCAGUUUAUAUUACGGUAGAUUUUUAAAAUCUGACUUGUCUGACUUUUCCUCUAUUCAUGUGACAGUGUCACUCAAUCAACGUCAUUAGCUCUUUUAUAUUUGAGUUCAUCACCGUACCUACAUGAAAUGUGUCUGUUAGGUACAUGGAAACAGUAUUUUUUUUAUCAAUCCUGUAAUUUAUGUGUAAAUUGUCAUGUUAAUGUUAUAGAUGUGUGUCACACCUCUGUGCCAGAAACAGUAUGACCUGAUGGUCAAAGACUGAAUUCUGCCAUAACACCUUCCUUCUACUGUCAGCUUUCAUGCUGUCAGUAUAAAAGACAAAUACUUUGCUUAAAAACGCCAGUUUGCAUUUGUAGAUUUAGUUUAUGUGUAUAUUUAUUAUCCAUAUUAAUUAUGCAUCUUCCUUAAGAAGAAAAAGCUUGAGUUCACCACAGUUUUCACAAGAGAUAUACCUGACAUACUGUAUGGCACUGUGCAAAACAAUCUUGUUGAUUAUUUUUUCACUUUUUUAAAAGAAUGUUUGUAUUUUUAAAUGCAGGAAAAACAAAAGCAAUGUGCAAAUGUUUGUACUUGUAUCAUUAAGUGUUUUUAAUAUGUGAUUCCAUGUGUGAGCGUUCGUCCAAAUUCUAAUGAUGUACUGUGUUUUUGGCUAGUGAGGGACGAUAAAAUGGUCCCAUGAUCUACUCCCAGAAGAUGUGCUCUCCAACUGUACAUUGUGUGCAUUAUUAACAUAUAAACAACACAAAAUCA